UGUAGUCUUGCUGGAAUUACUAUUGUUAUUGUUGCUAAGAACUGUUUCUGGUGCUCUGUGCUGAGAAGUUGUUAACUGUCCAUUUUGCAAAGUGCAAAUGUAUCGAGGGGGGCACAAAGCAGCAGUCUUCAAGCACUGGGUCAAGUUCACAUUUCUUUUGGCAUUACUAGUGUCUUCAACAUUUACCUGGACCUACAGAGAAGAUCAGAUUGAAACAAAAGAGAACAGGCAUGUUUGUUCAGAAAACAAAGUAGCGACCUCUGAAUAUCCCUGUAUGAAACCGAAUGGGCAGCUGACCACUUGUUUUAGGAAAACAUGCUGCAAGGGUUACAAGUUUGUACUUGGGCAAUGCAUCCCGGAAGACUAUGAUGUCUGUGCUGGAGCUCCUUGUGAGCAGCAGUGUACCGAUAACUUUGGACGCGUUCUCUGUACUUGUUACACAGGAUAUCGUUAUGACCGUGAGCGACACAGGAAUGGAGAGAAGCCAUACUGCAUGGAUAUCGAUGAAUGUGCCAACAGCACUGCAAAUCCCUGCUCACAGGCCUGCAUCAACACUCCUGGCAGCUACAGAUGUCAGUGUCAUGAUGGGUACAUCCUAGAGAAGGAUGGUAAAACUUGCACUAAAGGAGAACAAGGUCACUAUAGGAAAUCAGAAAAUGUGAUGAAAGCUGGAACUUGUUCAGCCACCUGCGAAGACUUUCAUCAAAUAAAGCAAACAGUUUUACAGCUAAAACAAAAGGUUACACUACUUACAAACAAUGCAGUUGACACUGAUAAACAAAUAACUAAUGAAAAAAUGCUUUUAUCAAAUAAUUACAUCCCUGGGCCACCAGGGCCCUCAGGACCCCCUGGACCACAGGGACCUCCAGGUGUCCCUGGACCAAAAGGAAGUAUUAAAAAUCCUGGGCCACCUGGUCCUCCAGGACCACCUGGACCAAGGGGACUGAUGGGGCCCACUGGACCAUCACCUGACAUUUCACAUAUUAAGCAGGGCAGAAGGGGCCCUAUGGGUCCACCAGGAGCCGCAGGACAAGAUGGAGCAAAGGGUGAGAGGGGACCACCAGGACCAAGAGGACCACCGGUAAGUGCAGUUCAUGUAGGCUCCUCCAAUAUAUGGUCCAAAAUCUAUGUGUCUGCUAAUUAG
Protopterus annectens (West African lungfish) is the source of this 1144-nucleotide messenger RNA. RefSeq names its product collagen and calcium binding EGF domains 1 (gene CCBE1). The transcript is spliced from 10 exons. Gene Ontology annotation, molecular function: calcium ion binding. The record is from RefSeq and is a predicted model, not a curated record. Bases 98 to 1144 code for a protein of 348 amino acids. NCBI's taxonomy places the organism in Eukaryota, Metazoa, Chordata, Ceratodontiformes, Protopteridae.